CAUAACUCUCUAAUCGAUUGGUCCUUUGGACAGCCUUCAUGCUUGGUUCCGUCACUCAUCGCCUCCACCAACGCCCACCACCACGCUGCCCUCCAUCUUUUUCCGCCUCGAUGCCGCCUGUUUCUGACCACUCGCCCACUCGCCCACUGAGCCAACCCCAACCGGGCGGGAGGAAUCAAAAUGUCGCCCAACCCUGCCAUCCACGCCGUUCUGUCCGGUUCUAUCUUCAACCACCUUGGCGCCUAGAUAAUGGCCCACAUGCCCAGACACUGGGCGCUCCAGAGUUGGCAGGUGGGAGGACCAUCUUCCUCCAUCCCACCCCUCUUCUCCCAGCCCGGCGACGGCCGUGCCGGCCUCGAGCCAGCCAACCACCGCUCUUUUCCAGAAGUCUUCUGUCUCGCCCUCUCGAUUGCGUGAUCGCGUGCCCACGCUCCCAAGCCCGCGGCCUACCUAUCCCGCGCGAGCAAGCGCCGCAGCGCUAAUGCAGAUGCGCUGGGCUGCCAGUGCUAGAUACAUGCCACACCCUCAACCGCGGAGGUGCGGGCUCGAUGGGAAGCCCGCCCUCAGAAGGCGCCCUCCCGUGCACUUUGCAUCAAGUGCUGCCAAGCCGGACAGCGACGGGCCUACGGCCAAAGCGUCACACCCAAGGUCUUGGUGCCAUGGCUUGCGAGACUGUUUGGCUGCUUCACCCCCUUCCGGGCCUACGGUGAUGGAAUCCAAGCCGUGGGAUGGGGGCCAAGGGCGAGGAGGGUGGGGAGGGGCCGUUGCUGCCAGUAUGAAGUCAUACCCGGCAGGACGCCCAGCUAGGCUGGGCCUGGCCCGUAUCUGGUCUCUACCCACGUCCUCACCGAUCCACCACCACAAGCCCCAUCGUCGCCGCCGUUCAGCCUGCUGGUGCCGCUGCAAUAUCUUGGCGAUUUGGGGACCGAGAGAGAUUGUCCAUCUGGGCAGGAUUGCCAAAGGUACCUACCUACAUAUACAUCAUAUCCCACUCCCACCCCCCGGGAUCACUGCUGCAUUUGUCUGUCCCUUUCUCUCUGGCUCCUCUCAUCUCUUCAGUCAUCGGAUUCCAAGGGCUGUCCAAGGCUCACUCGUAUCUAGGGCCUAGCCAUCUGCUCUCUUAUUGAAUCUAUUGCUAUUCGACGCCCAAGGCUCCGAUGCGAAGAGAAGACCAGAUGAACAACAGCCAGCCCAGAUUUUCUCAGCCCUCGACCCGCGCUCACUCGAUGCAAACUCCUUGAAUCAACGCACACUUUUUUGUCCCUCCCCAAUAUUCAUACGUUUCCCCCGUUAGUCGACAGCUUCCGGGGGUCGAGGGAGCCGGCCUCUCAGUACACUUCGUAUCCUUCCGUCGCGCUUCGAGCCACCAGCCCUGGCCGCGGAACCAUAAGUAGCCUGUGCCGAAAAGACCAAGAGGUCUACGCCUUCGUCGCCUCACACACUCGGACACUAGGCUUCUGUGACAAGAGCCGCCAUGUCCGACAAGAAGGCCGCGGAGGAAGCGGUGGCGAACCAUGUGUCGGGCCAGUCGAACAAGCCGCUGUCGCGCCCGGCGCACGCGCUGACGUCUGAGGAGGCCAUCGAGGAGCUCAAGGCGAACGCGGAGGAGGGACUGUCCGUCGAUGAGGCCAAGAAGCGUCUUGAGCAAUAUGGUCGCAAUGAGUUUGGCGAACAGAAGGGCGUUCAGCCUCUUCAGAUCUUCAUCGCCCAGGUCGCCAACGCCAUGACGCUUGUGCUCAUUUUGGCCAUGGCCGCCUCCUUUGGUAUAGAGUCCUGGAUCGAAGGUGCCGUCGUCGCCGCUGUCAUCACACUCAACAUCAGCGUCGGUUUCCAGCAGGAACUGAAGGCCGCCAAGACUAUGGAUUCGCUACGCUCCCUCAGCUCGCCGACCGCACAAGCAGUGCGCGAAGGCAGGAACACCACCGUCCCUACCGUCGAGAUCGUCCCUGGAGACAUGGUUGAGCUCAAGACCGGCGACACCAUUCCCGCCGACGUGCGUAUCAUCGAGGCUGUCAACUUUGAGACCAACGAGGCCCUUCUGACGGGCGAGUCGCUCCCCGUCCGAAAGGAAACCGCCAAGACCUACGAGGACGAUACCGGCCCGGGAGACCGGCUCAACGUCGCUUACAGCUCCUCCACCGUCACCAAGGGCCGCGCCAGAGGCAUCGUGUUUGCCACCGGCAUGUUUACCGAAAUCGGUCAGAUCGCUGCUGCUCUUCGUGGUAAAGACUCGAAGCGGAGGCCUGUCAAGCGCAAGGAGGACGGCACUGCCGGCCCUCAUCGUUACAUGCAGGCCUGGACUCUGACUCUUACUGACGCUAUUGGCCGGUUCCUCGGCGUCAAUGUCGGUACCCCUCUGCAAAGAAAGUUGGCCAAAUUGGCCGUCGUGCUCUUUGGAACGGCCCUGAUUUGCGCCAUCAUCGUCCUGGGUGCCAACCAAUUCAAUACCGUUCAGGAGGUUGUAAUCUACGCCGUCACCACUGGUGUUUCUAUGCUGCCCGCCUCGCUCGUGGUGGUUCUCACCAUUACCAUGGCGGCCGGCACCAAGCGCAUGGUUCAAAGGAACGUUAUCGUCCGUAACCUCAAGUCUCUCGAGGCCCUCGGCGGCGUGACCAACAUUUGCUCCGACAAGACUGGCACAUUGACCCAGGGCAACAUGGUCGUCCGCAAGGCCUGGAUUCCCGGACAGGGCACAUACUCGGUACACAAGACAGGUGAGCCGUUCAACCCAACCGUCGGCAGCAUUGGUCUGCGGCCUGAGCAGCCCCGAGACAUCAACUUCCGCGCCCCGGACGCCGAGGGGACUCCUUUCGCCGAGGGCGAGGCUGUCAAAAAGGUCCAAGAGAGCGAGCUUCUGCGAAACUACCUUACCAUCGCCUCCCUCGCCAACCUCGCCACCGUCCACCAGACCAAGGAAGGGGAGUGGCACGCCCGUGGUGACCCAACCGAGAUUGCCAUCCAGGUCUUCGCAACCCGCUUCAAUUGGAACCGCUUGUUGCUUUCGGGUGAAGGCAACCGCUGGCGUCAACUUGCCGAGUUCCCCUUCGAUUCCGACGUCAAGAAGAUGUCGGUCAUCUUUGAGGACACCGAGACCGACGAGACUUUUCUUUUCACCAAGGGGGCCACUGAGCGCGUCAUUCCAUCGUGCCCCGACAUCCAGAUGGGUGACAAGAUUGUGCCCCUAACCAAGGAGAUUGAGAAGGAAAUUCUGGCCAACCUCGAGGCGCUCGCCCGCCUUGGACUUCGCGUGCUGUCGCUGGCUAGCAAGCGCAACCUCGGCAAGGUCGACAGCCACGGCGAACUGGAGCGCAAGGACUUUGAGCACGAUCUCGUCUUCCACGGCCUCGUCGGCCUGUACGACCCGCCUCGCCAGGAGUCGGCACCGUCAGUCCGCAUGUUCCACCAGGCCGGUGUCAGCGUCCACAUGUUGACUGGCGACCACCCGGAGACUGCACGCGCUAUUGCUAUUGAGGUCGGCAUUCUGCCUUCUCGUAUGGGCGAGAUCUCGGCCGAUGUAGCCAAGACCAUGGUUAUGGCCGCUAGCGAUUUUGACAAGCUCACAGAUGACGAGAUCGACCGCCUCAAACGACUUCCCCUAGUCGUCGCCCGUUGCGCUCCCAACACAAAGGUCCGCAUGAUCGAGGCACUGCACCGACGUAAGCGCUUCGUGGCCAUGACCGGCGACGGCGUGAACGAUUCGCCAUCUCUCAAGCGCGCCGACGUGGGUAUUGCCAUGGGCGAGGCUGGAUCUGAUGUGGCCAAGGAGGCCUCGGACAUUAUCCUCACUGAUGACAACUUCGCCUCAAUCCUCAACGCCGUCGAGGAGGGCCGCCGCAUGUUCGACAAUAUUCAAAAGUUCGUCCUGCACGUGCUUGCUUGCAAUGUGGCCCAGGCGGCUACCCUCCUCAUCGGCCUUGUCUUCAAAGACGAGAGCGGGCUAUCCGUGUUCCCGCUGUCUCCCGUUGAGGUGAUGUGGAUCAUUAUGUGAGCACACGCUUCCCCUUCCGCGCAUUCCCACGCUCCUGGACCGACGUGUAAUUUGCAGGAUUACCUCUGGUCUUCCGGACAUGGCCCUCGGAUUUGAAGUCGCGGCGCCCGAUAUCUUGGACAGGCCGCCCCAGGACAUGAAAGCCGGAAUUUUCACAUGGGAGCUGAUGCUCGACAUGGUCGUUUACGGCGUAUGGACUGCCGCGCUCUGCCUGGGCACCUUCGUGCUCAUCAUGUUCCAGUGGGGUGAUGGCGACUUUGGCGAGAACUGCAACACCACCUACAGCGACCGAUGCGACACCGUCUUCCGCGCUCGCGCCACGACUUUUGCGGCUCUGACGUGGUUUGCCCUCUUCCUCGCCUGGGAGAUGUUGAACAUGCGCCGUUCGUUCUUCCGCAUGCAGCCCAAGUCCAAGAAGUACUUCACCCAGUGGUUCUUCGACGUCUGGUGUAACAAGGUUCUCUUCUGGGCUGUUGUCGCCGGCUUCAUCACCAUCUUCCCCCUCAUGUACAUUCCCGUCAUCAACACGGUCGUGUUCAAGCAUGCCCCCAUCACCUGGGAGUGGGGUGUCGUUUUUGUCGACUCUCUCCUCUUCUUCCUCGGCUGCGAGUCCUGGAAGUGGGCCAAACGCGUCUACUUCAGGCGACAGGCCAGGAAGGCUCAGCCCUACGGAAAGCACGACCUCGAGUCCCGCGUCUUUGCCGCCUACUUCAAUCUCAGCGGUGUUGCCCUUAGCUCCGGCGAGGAGAGCCCCAGGCUCAACAGCAGAUCCAACACUGGCGAGAAAGCCAUGUCGCAGGAGAAGAAUUAGGAGACUUGGCAAGGCGCCAAAUGAUGAUACUCGAGAGAGUAGGGAACCCCAGCUCCUGCUCCUGCAAACGAGAGCAGCGCCCUGGAUGGGCAGACGGCAAGCCGGAUUGCGAGCAAGACGAUUCGACUUGGAGGUUGCCUGAAAGAAUCGGAAACGGAGAUGGAGGGACGUGCAAAGCGCGAGUAUAAAUACCAUGUGGAAGAUCGAGGACCUUGGCUUUACGGAUUGUCGAUGCGCUAUCCGCAUGUUCCAUGUUCGACUCGGGGUUCGAGUAACGGAGACAACGGAGGCAAGAUGCUACUAUUUAUACGCUUGAUACCACAUGACGAUAACCUAAAUAGCUCAAGGGGAAUUGGAACUAAAACGGCUAAACUGUAAA
Gaeumannomyces tritici R3-111a-1 is the source of this 5178-nucleotide messenger RNA. RefSeq lists its product as hypothetical. Lineage: Eukaryota; Fungi; Ascomycota; Sordariomycetes; Magnaporthales; Magnaporthaceae. Gene Ontology annotation, molecular function: ATP binding; P-type calcium transporter activity; ATP hydrolysis activity. The coding region runs from base 1475 to 3988 and encodes 837 amino acids. The record is from RefSeq and is a predicted model, not a curated record. The transcript is spliced from 4 exons. Gene Ontology annotation, cellular component: plasma membrane. Gene Ontology annotation, biological process: intracellular calcium ion homeostasis; calcium ion transmembrane transport.